Molecule: messenger RNA, 480 nt
Organism: Protopolystoma xenopodis
Lineage: Eukaryota; Metazoa; Platyhelminthes; Monogenea; Polystomatidea; Polystomatidae
Source: the annotation of a GenBank genome assembly
ACAACCUCGGGUCUCUCCAUCGACUGUCUACUUGCAUCCCCAACAGGUCUAGCUGACACUAGCUACCUGGACCGGAUUGGUGUCGACUCUGGCCAUAUUACGGGACUCGGAAGUAAUGGAUAUCGCGAACGCCGUGAUCCAUAUUUCUCUUAUGGUCGUGUUGGUAUGUUUGGACAGCGUUCUGGCACACUGACAGGCCUAGACAGAGCAGCGACCGAUGAAACGGCUGCCAGCAGUACUGAAGUUGGGGUCGAAAGUGGACGAGGCGGCGCAGGCUGUAGUGUUGGACGAAUUGCUACCGGUCAUAACAUCCAACCAUGGCAACGAAUUAGUGAGCUGAACCUUGAUGAGCUGGAAAUGGCCUAUCCAACCGUACAGAGUUGGCUACGCCCGUCCUCUCACUUGCCGGGAAAGGAAUCGAAAAAAUAUACUGUGAGUCUGAGGUCACUACAAACAUUCGAUCGACCAAUCAUCUUUUAG